CUUCUCUUCCAAUUCAAACCAAAGUUUUACGUUUACAAUUCAUUAGUCUUUCUUUCUUUCAUCUUUCUUCAAUCCUUUCUUCCAAGCAAUGAAAAACAGAAAGCUUUUUCCGACUUUUACAGAAACAAACCAAACUGUAGACUGCCAUGGCUUCUGUGAUCCUGCCUGCCCUUACAACUGCUACCCUUACCCUGACUAUUAUUAUCUACCUCCACCGCCACCUCCUUCUCUCUCAGAUCAAAACCAUUACAUCUCACCUUAUGUGAUCAUCUUAGUUUCCGUACUUGCCAGUUUCUUCCUUCUUAUUGGCUACUAUGUCAUUAUAGUCAAGUCAUGUUUUGGUUUGUGCUGGUCAAGGAAUAACAGGCAACCACAAGCUCAAACUGAUGGUUCCGAUGAAGAGUUUCUUGAUGAGAAUCGAGUUGAUCAUCCUAUUUGGUUCAUCACCACUGUUGGUUUGCAACAAUCAAUCAUAAAUUCGAUCACCGUUUGUAAGUACAAGAAGGGUGAGGGUUUGAUUGAAGGGACAGAAUGUUCAGUAUGCUUGAAUGAGUUUCAAGAGGAGGAGACAGUCAGGUUAUUGCCUAAAUGUAACCAUGCUUUUCAUAUUUCCUGUAUUGAUACUUGGCUAGGGGCUCACACUAAUUGUCCCUUGUGUCGAGCACAUAUUGUCUUUGAUGCUGUUUGUGCCCCACCAACUUCUGCGGAUCAAAAUUCUAAUAAUAUGGAGCUAGUCGCCGAUAACCGGAUAGAAAAUUCUGAGAUUGGAGGUGAACUGAGUAGUCAGAAUCAGGGGAGGAACAGUGAGCUUUGUGAAAACAGGGCCAGAGCAGACGCUUCAAGUGAAUUGCCAGAGGCUAAUGACCAAAGAAUUUUAAAGGAGGGUGUCUAUUAUGAGGAAAAUGGCACUUUGGAAGUCAGUGAUUGCAUUGACAGUAGCCAGGCUGUGGCUAAGGAGAUACAACAAAUAAAAAGGUGCGUUUCGAUGGAUUCUUCUUCAGCUGCAAGUUUGUUUCUCGGUUUGGCAAAUUUAUGUCCUCGUAAAUCAGAAGGAAGUUCUUUUGAUCAUCCAGAGGAUGUUGAGAACCCACAUUCAAGCAUCAUUCCAAAGCAAGAUGAGGGUAACUCAAGCGAGUUUAGGCUGAUGGGUAAUUCUUCCAUUGCUCAGCAUCUUCAUUUAAGUCCUGUUCCCAUGAAAAGAUCAUUCUCCUGUGGCGGAAGGUUUUUCUCAUCCAAACGUAGCCGCAGCAUGAAUUCAAUACUUCCGCUGUAAAGGUUUUUUACUCUUUUAGAUAUAGUUUUGGCUUUCUGAGUGCGAUAUUUGUUAAAAAGAGAAACUGUAUGCAGCAUGCACCCUCUUUAAAUUUGGGGUUGUUUUUUUCUGCUUCUCCACCAAAGCAUGGAACUCAAGCCUUAUGAUGCUGAGCUACCACCAGAGGAAUAUUAAAGAGACUUCUCUUUUCAGGAGAAUAAAUUUCAUGUAUUUGCCUUGGUUU
Molecule: messenger RNA, 1496 nt
Organism: Theobroma cacao (cacao)
Lineage: Eukaryota; Viridiplantae; Streptophyta; Magnoliopsida; Malvales; Malvaceae
Product: RING-H2 finger protein ATL54-like
Biological process (GO): protein ubiquitination
Molecular function (GO): transferase activity
Source: RefSeq, a predicted model, not a curated record